UUUAUGCAUAUAAACUUAUAUGAUACUAUUGUAAAUAUUUUUAAAUAUUAUUUACUUAUAUUUUUGUUUGAGUGACAUAAGAUAUUAUUAUUUUUAUAGUAUUUAGUUUGCUUUGUAAAUAGUUAAACUCUUGACAAAGUUUGUGAUUUUAUAUAACUAUUGUGUACACAUGUGUACCUGAGCUAUAGAAAACAGUAAUAUGACUACAAAUAUAGAAAUAAUUCCACAUCAAUAACGAAUAAUAUGUAUGUAUAUAUAUAUAUAAAUUUUGUACAAAUGUAUAUUUUGUGAAAAUUAUUUAUAAAUGUGUCUUACCAAAUACAAAAUCUAGACAAUAAUAAUCAAGUCAAAAUUUGUCGAAUAGUUACAUAACUAAAAUUUUAAAUAAAUUUAUUAAUCAGAGAAAAACGAUUAAUCAAAUUUCUAAAUUAUUAAGCUUAUUCGUGUUUAAGCAAGAUAAAGUAUACUUUUUCUGUUUCACAAAUACAGUCAUUUUAAAAUUUUCACACAUAUUAAAAAUAAUUGAAAUAUAUUUAUGCAUUUAUUAGUUACAUAUAUUUAACCAAUAUAAUUAGAGAUAAAUAACAUUAUUUAUAAGAUCAAUGUAUUUUGUAAAUAAUAUUAAACGUAAAGUAAGUAUAAAUUGUAUUGAAAUUUUGAAAUGAUAUUUUUUGUUUGACAAGAAAAGAAUGUCAAAAUGACACUCUUGGUGAAGUAGAAAGUGUAUAAGUUGAGCAAUUGAUGGUUGAUUCAUAAAAUUGAUAAAUAAAUUAGCUGAUAAUUAUUUGGUUUAGCUAUUUUUAAUUUGAUUUUUAUUUUAGAUUAAAUUUUAGUUUCAAAAAAAAUUUACUUAUAUUUUAUUUAAUAAAUAAUUUAUUUUAGAUAUGGAAAACUGUAAAAAAACUUCAACUUACAGAAAAACCAAAAUAAUCUCCAAUUUUUAUUUAUGCCAGUUUAGUCUCUAACUUAAAAAAAAUACAUUUUAAAUCUUUUUGUUUGUUGACACACUGUUUAAAAUACAUGAAAAGUUAGUGUUAAAUUGAUUUAGGGGUUGAAUUUUUUUUUUAUCAAAAAUUACAUAUUCAUCAAAAAUAAGGUCAAAAUGGAUAAUUUUAAAAAUUGAAAGUUAAACUAACCAAAAGUUCAGUUUUUUUUUUUGUUUCGUUUAGAAAGAUAUUACCUUUUAAUGGUUUUCUCACUUUUAGAAGUAAGUAAAAGCAAUUAUAUUUUUCUGAUCCAAAAGAGAAAAAACCGCUAAUAUUUAAGCUUUUCUAAACGAAUAAAAAGCAUAAACUUUCAUUUAAUAUAUUUUAACCUUCUAUUUUCUAAAAUUAUCAAUUUUAAACCUCAUUAUUUGUUGAUCAUUCUGUUAUACAUACACAAAAAGUCAACCAUUAAAAAAAUAAUGUUGACUUGUCAAAAAUAAUAAUUAAAAUGGAUUUUUGUGUAAGUUGGUUUUUUUUGUGUAAGUUGAAUUUUUUUGUGUAAGUUGAAUUUUUUUUCUUUAGAGUUUUCAUUAUUCAGAAUAAAUACAAUCUGUGAAUAUAAUAUAAAAUUUUUUUUAUUAAAAUUAACGUAAUCUUUAUUAAAAAAUUAACAAAAUCUAAAUAAAAAUAAAAUUCAAAUAGUUAAACCAAACAUGAACACUGCAGUAAGAGCUUCAUAAGAAAGCUACUUCAAAUUUUAUUCCAUGUAAUUUUAUCUUUUAGUUUUGGAUUUAUGUUUUAUAUUUAUUAUUUUAUGUGUAAUUUUAUAUUUUAUAUAAAUAAAAUAGUUGUAAAAAAUAAAAAAAGGAAAUAUACAUCUCGUGAUAAAAAAAAGUAAAAAACUAUUCCUACACAAAUUAGAAACUAAUGUGUAUACCUCCUUAUAAGAAGAGGCACAGAGAUUUGGAGUUGACAUACAAAAGUACAAUGAGUUUUUCGUUUCGCCUAGCAGCCGCCAGAGACAGAAAGAGAAGCAAGACUGUCGUGAAACCUGCAUGGAACCUCCUGGAUGAGCUAUUGAUGGAGAUCAUACCGAGAUUGCCGGCCAAAUCGCUGAUGAGGUUCAAGUGUGUGUCAAGGCUCUGGCAUUCCCUUAUCACUUCCCGAUAUCUUACCAAUCGUUUCCUUAAAUAUUCAUCAUCGUCGGUUCAAAGAAGCCGUAUGCUCAUGUCUUUUGUGGACUCUGACGAGCCGUAUAAGUAUGCGUUGAUCUCAUCGUCUCAUGACCCUGUCCCUCUCAUAUCACCUUUCUACCCUGCCCCCAUGUAUGACCUCGACCAAGAUCUUACCAUGCCGAGAAUAGGAGGCUGCUUUGUCAGCGCUCUUCGCGGCUUGCUAUGUGUCAGACUUCUGAGAAGUGUUCGAAUAUGUAACCUUACCACCAUGCAACGUGUGACCUUGCCCAUUAUAACAUCAAGAAUUGUGCCUGAAAAUAAUGAGAAUAUUUGGAGCUACUUUGGGCACGAACCUGUUCAUGAUGAAUACAAAGUGCUUAGUACAGUCUGGGAGGUGAGCGAGGAAGAGAAAGUAGUGAGAUCUGAGCAUCAGGUGUUGGUACUUGGUCAUGGAGCUUCAUGGAGAAGCACCCGAAGCACCAUUCCUCCCCCUCCUCAUUGUCCUUACAUGCAUGGUAUCUCCAUCAACGGUGUUUUGUAUUAUGGAGCUUGGGUUGACAAAAAUAGAUGUGUGGUCAUGAGUUUUGACAUGAGAUAUGAGGAGUUCACUUUGAUCGAACUGCCUGUUGAGGCUGGCAUUGUAUGGGACGCCCGUACCAUGAAUCUCAUGAACUACAAAGGCAAACUAGCUGUGUUUGAAUAUUCAAGCAUUAUGAUUAAUGGUAGCAUAGAUUUAUGGUUUGUACAGGAUGCGGGCAAGAGUGGAUGGUCGGACAAGAAGUCUUUUGUUUUGCCUAUUUUCGAAACGCGCACACUGUCCAUGGCCAGCAGGUUGCUGAUACAACCCACAAGUCACAGCAGUGAAAUUUGUCUGAAACCGGAAGAAAUCAAUCGGCAUAAUCCACGCUGUGUCAUUUAUGAUUUGGAGAGGUGCAAGAUAACAAGACUCAUUAAUGGAAUGAGAAUAGUUGAUAGGUUUUGGGGAAGCACGUUUAUGGAGACGACUUUUUGGGAUGAUAUUGAGAGCAUCAUGUAUCUGGAAACCUAAUUAUAUCGUCUUUUAUAUGUUUUUGUUUUUGUUCUAUUCAGUUGUUUCUUUCUUGAAACACUGUUUGUUUUUUCCCCUACUCGAAAGCUUUCUAGCUCUUGCAGUCUAAGACCAUCAUUAACGCAAGUAUUUAAGGGGUCUCUAAAGCUAAUUAUACAUUUAAAAUAAAUCAAAAACACUAAUAAUCUCAAAAACCGUCUUUUAUUUAGGGACGAUGGAGACCGUCUUUUGGGGACACGUGUAUGCGAGAUGAGAGGAGAAAGGAGGAGAGUGGUUCGGUUUGUUUGGUUUCUCUCCAAAACGCUCCGUCUUCGUCUCCGAGAAGGGCGAUCGUCUCUCUCUCCAUGGUUUGUCGAGGAAA
This is a messenger RNA of Brassica napus (rape), 3510 nucleotides long. RefSeq names its product putative F-box protein At3g52320. The coding region runs from base 1854 to 3149 and encodes 431 amino acids. Gene Ontology annotation, molecular function: protein binding. The record is from RefSeq and is a predicted model, not a curated record. Lineage: Eukaryota; Viridiplantae; Streptophyta; Magnoliopsida; Brassicales; Brassicaceae. The transcript has a single exon.